AUGCUUCGUCGGUUUGUCGCUUCAAAAGGUCCGGUUCGUAUAUGGCGAACGCUCUGUGAGUCGGCACCAUCUGCAAUUCCAGUAUCAUCACGUGAAUUUGAUCACAUCCUUACAUCUAGUGAGGACAAAGUCGGAGUCGUCGAGAUCCAUCGCCCCAAACAUUUCAACCUGCUCAAUCAAGGCGCCUGGUCUGAAAUCACAGAGGCUGUUGAAGGAUUUGACGAAGAUUCUUCUGUAAAAGUGAUCAUCUUGACAGGAAGCAAGCGUGUGUUCUGCGCAGGAAACGAUAUUGAGGAGAUGGCGUCAAGAAGUUACUAUUCGUCGCGAUAUAAGUAUGACGAGGGCCACUGCGUUGACAGAAUCGCUGCGACAAAGAAACCUUUGAUUGCAGCCGUUUCUGGUUUUGCUUUAGGUGGUGGGUGUGAGCUCGCUAUGGCCGCGGAUAUCGUUAUUGCUGCAGAAGACGCGACGUUUGGGCAACCAGAAGUACAGAUUGGGACUAUCCCGAGUUCUGGCGGGACGCAAAGGCUCGUACGAGCAGUGGGGAAAGCGAAAGCGAUGGAGAUGAUCUUGACGGGUCGUCAAAUGAGUGCGGAAGAAGCAGAGGGUUCAGGGUUAGUAUCGCGAGUAGCCCGGAAAGGCGAAGCUUUGAAAGAGGCUAAAAGUGUGGCGGCUGUCAUCGCUGGACAUUCAAGACCUAUUCUUCAAGCGGCGAAGGAGUGUGUGAAUAUCGCGUUUGACUCAACCCUCUCGCAGGGUUUGAUUUUUGAGCGACGUGCAUUUCAAUCGACGUACGCUCUGGAUGAUCAAAAGGAAGGCAUGAAGGCCUUCAUUGAUAAGCGUAAGCCGAGCUACAACAAUAGAUGA
Molecule: messenger RNA, 867 nt
Organism: Chondrus crispus (carragheen)
Lineage: Eukaryota; Rhodophyta; Florideophyceae; Gigartinales; Gigartinaceae
Product: enoyl-CoA hydratase, mitochondrial precursor
Exons: 1
Coding region: 1-867 (288 amino acids)
Molecular function (GO): catalytic activity
Source: RefSeq, a predicted model, not a curated record